Drosophila melanogaster (fruit fly) is the source of this 2368-nucleotide messenger RNA. RefSeq names its product twist (gene twi). The transcript is spliced from 4 exons. Gene Ontology annotation, molecular function: protein dimerization activity. The coding region runs from base 647 to 2119 and encodes 490 amino acids. The record is from RefSeq and is marked reviewed. Gene Ontology annotation, cellular component: nucleus. NCBI's taxonomy places the organism in Eukaryota, Metazoa, Arthropoda, Insecta, Diptera, Drosophilidae.
AUAGCAAAUUAAUUUGUUUUACUUUACGGUGUGUUAAAAUUUUUCUCACUUUAAGCCAUUGUGCAAUGUUCUUUAUUCUGUGCUUUACAAAUUCAAAUAUAGAUCUACAGAAGGCAAGCCAGUUCGUGUGCCCCAGGAUAUUUGCAUAGACAUCGGGCUUAAUGGAGCAGCCCGCUCUGGAGAGGAUGCCCACGAGCUUGUUGUCGAUGACCAGAGGCGAACCCCUGUCUGUGGAGCAGGCUCCCUUGCCCGGCGACUUGGUGCAGAUGGUCAGGUCUGAGAUUCCCUUGACCGCCGCUGCCGCUCGAGAAAAUCGAAAUCCCCCGCCGCCUGACGUCAUACCUGCCGAUGCCGCAGCUUCCGCCAUUGAGUGGGAGCGGGAUGGCAAGACAAGCGAGCGAGCGGGACGACGAUAGAGCGGCGGCAGCGAAUGGCCGUCGAGCAGCCGCAAAAUGUCAAUUUGAGCAAUGGCCGGAAGGAUCCUGCGUCAGUUGCGUUCCGUAAGUGCGUGCGAGCAGAUCGAUCCAGCAAAACGCGGGCGUGAAGAAUAUCUACGGAGUUAUACAGUUCCGAAAUAAGAAUAUAUUGUUAGAUACCACAAAUUCUAACUGAAGAAGUGCGCUAAAAAGCCAAGCAAGAUCACCAAAUGAUGAGCGCUCGCUCGGUGUCGCCCAAAGUGCUGCUGGACAUAAGCUACAAGCCCACACUGCCCAACAUCAUGGAGCUGCAGAACAAUGUGAUCAAGCUGAUACAGGUGGAGCAGCAGGCCUACAUGCAGUCCGGCUAUCAGCUGCAGCACCAGCAGCAGCACCUCCACUCCCACCAGCACCACCAGCAGCACCACCAGCAGCAGCAUGCCCAGUACGCCCCACUGCCCUCGGAGUACGCCGCCUAUGGUAUUACCGAACUGGAGGACACAGACUACAACAUACCCAGCAACGAGGUCCUGAGCACCAGCAGCAACCAGAGUGCCCAGAGCACCAGUCUGGAGCUGAACAACAACAACACCAGCAGCAACACCAACAGCUCCGGCAACAAUCCGAGUGGCUUCGAUGGCCAGGCCAGCAGCGGAUCCUCUUGGAACGAGCACGGCAAGAGGGCCAGGAGCAGUGGCGACUACGAUUGCCAAACCGGGGGAUCACUGGUCAUGCAGCCCGAGCACAAGAAGCUAAUCCACCAGCAACAGCAGCAGCAACAACAGCACCAGCAACAGAUCUAUGUGGAUUACUUGCCCACCACCGUGGACGAGGUGGCCUCGGCUCAAUCUUGUCCUGGCGUCCAGAGCACGUGCACCUCCCCGCAAUCCCACUUCGAUUUUCCCGACGAGGAGCUGCCCGAGCACAAGGCCCAGGUGUUCCUGCCCCUCUACAACAACCAGCAGCAGCAGUCGCAGCAGCUGCAACAGCAGCAGCCGCACCAGCAAAGCCACGCCCAGAUGCACUUCCAAAACGCCUACAGACAAAGUUUCGAGGGCUACGAGCCGGCCAACUCGCUGAACGGCAGUGCUUACUCCAGCUCGGAUCGGGAUGACAUGGAGUACGCCCGCCACAACGCCCUGAGUUCAGUUAGCGAUCUCAACGGAGGAGUCAUGUCGCCCGCCUGCUUGGCGGAUGACGGCAGUGCCGGCAGUUUGCUGGACGGAUCCGAUGCCGGCGGAAAGGCCUUCCGCAAGCCACGUCGCCGGCUGAAGCGGAAGCCCAGCAAGACGGAGGAGACGGACGAGUUCAGCAACCAGCGGGUCAUGGCCAAUGUGAGGGAGCGCCAGCGCACCCAGAGCCUCAACGACGCCUUCAAGUCCCUGCAGCAGAUCAUCCCCACGCUGCCCAGCGACAAGCUCAGCAAGAUCCAGACCCUCAAACUGGCCACAAGAUACAUUGACUUCCUGUGCCGCAUGCUCAGCUCGAGUGAUAUAUCUUUGCUGAAGGCCUUGGAGGCCCAGGGAUCGCCCUCGGCGUAUGGAUCGGCCAGCUCCCUCCUGAGUGCCGCCGCCAAUGGAGCCGAGGCAGAUCUGAAGUGCCUGCGCAAGGCCAACGGAGCACCCAUUAUCCCGCCCGAGAAGCUGAGUUAUCUGUUCGGGGUGUGGCGCAUGGAGGGCGACGCGCAGCACCAGAAGGCAUAGCGGCGGAUCAGGACACUAUAGUCCGAGAGGGGCUUCCAGCAGCAACUAUCGUGUGAAUUCCAGAGCCCUGGCGCUCUCACUCUUCAAUUCUCUGUCACGCUUUCCAUAUAUACGUGUCGACUAGAUGAUUCUAAGAUGUCUAAGCCUAAAAACCUACUGUUAAUGCCUAUUUAAUGUCAUAGUCUAAACUAAAUUAAUUGUAAAAAGCCAACAAGCCAAGAAACAAAGAAACGCCAUGAACAAAACCAG